Messenger RNA from Impatiens glandulifera, 3461 nucleotides. RefSeq names its product alpha-mannosidase. The transcript has 28 exons. Gene Ontology annotation, biological process: mannose metabolic process. Gene Ontology annotation, molecular function: carbohydrate binding; alpha-mannosidase activity. Lineage: Eukaryota; Viridiplantae; Streptophyta; Magnoliopsida; Ericales; Balsaminaceae. The record is from RefSeq and is a predicted model, not a curated record. Bases 320 to 3328 code for a protein of 1002 amino acids.
UUCAUGGAAAAGUUCAAUCGUUUCCAGACGGAGACUUCGGAGUGGUCAAUCCGUCAAUGAAUGUUCAACUGACAGUAAUCACUCCGCCAUUAACCAAGUUUAUCUUGAUUUCUUCAUCAUACUGGGUGGACCGUCUCCGAAGAAAGAUUUACAGCGGUUCAAACCACCGACGUGAUGAAACAGACGAACUAUUGGCCGGCUUGUCAUUAUUCGUCACUCAUUAGACGAAACCAAUGUCCAUUUAUUCAUCUUCUUCGACCUCCAUAAAUUCAUUUUACAGCUCAACUCAUGAAAACUAGAGCUUUGAGCUUUGAAAAAUAUGAAAAUCUUUAACCUUUCAUCCCUGGUAUUACUUCUUCUUUUUUCAAUUGGUAGUGUUCAUGGGUAUGUGAAAUAUAAUACUGCUGGACGAAUUGUCGAUGGAAAAUUGAACGUGCACUUGGUUCCCCACACCCAUGAUGAUGUGGGAUGGUUGAAGACAAUUGAUCAAUACUAUGUUGGAUCAAAUAACAGCAUACAGGGUGCAUGUGUUGAGAAUGUGUUGGAUUCGGUUGUUGAGGCCUUACGUCGAGACCCAAACAGGAAGUUUAUUUAUGUUGAAAUGGCUUUCUUCCAAAGAUGGUGGCUGGAACAAAGCGUGGAGAUUCAAGAAGAAGUAAGAAGGCUCGUCGAUUCAGGCCAGUUGGAAUUUGUAAAUGGUGGCUGGUGUAUGCAUGAUGAAGCAGCUACCCACUACGUAGACAUGAUCGAUCAGACGACUCUUGGUCAUCGUGCGAUAAAGGAUCAAUUUAAUAAAACCCCUCGAGCUGGAUGGCAGAUUGAUCCAUUUGGUCACUCAUCUGUGCAGGCUUACCUGCUUACUGCUGAGAUGGGAUUCGAUUCUGUACAUUUUGCUAGGAUUGAUUACCAGGACCGAGCAAAGCGCAAGGGAGAUAAAUCUCUGGAAGUUAUUUGGCGUGGUUCAAACACUUUUGGUUCCUCAUCUCAGAUUUUCGCCAAUGUUUUUCCUAGUCACUACAGUCCUCCAGAUGGAUUCCAUUUUGAAGUGGAUGAUUCUUUCGAUCCUGUGCAGGAUAACCCGCUUUUGUUCGACUACAAUGUCGAACAACGUGUCAAUGAUUUUGUCAGUGCUGCAAUUGACCAGGCAAAUGUGACCAGAACAGAUCAUAUCAUGUGGACAAUGGGCGAUGAUUUUGAGUAUCAAUAUGCCGAGUCGUGGUUCAAGCAAAUGGAUAAGUUAAUUCACUAUGUUAACAAGGAUGGUCGUGUAAAUGCAUUGUACUCUACUCCCACGAUUUAUACAGAUGCAAAAUAUGCUGCGAAUGAAACUUGGCCACUGAAAAUCCACGACUUUUUCCCAUAUGCAGACUACACAAAUGCUUAUUGGACGGGAUAUUUUACAAGUCGGCCAGCACUAAAACGAUAUGUCCGUUCUUUGAGUGGAUACUAUAUGGCAGUUCGGCAACUUGAGUUCUUGGCUGGAAGGAGAUCAGCGGGACCCAACACUUAUGAACUUGGGAAUGCAUUAGGAAUUGCUCAGCAUCAUGAUGCUGUUAGUGGCACGGCUAAACAACAUACGACGGAUGAUUAUUCCAAACGCUUGGCCAUUGGAGCUUCUGAGGCUGAAGUUGUGGCAAGUUUGUCAUUGUCUUGCCUUCUGAAUUCGAGCUCGAAAGGUCAUUGCCAGACUGCAUCGCCAUUCUCACUGCGCCAGUGUCCUUUGCUUAAUAUAAGCUAUUGUCCACCAACUGAGGAAGAUAUUUCUGAUGGGAAGAGUUUGGUGGUUGUGGCAUACAACUCCCUUGGAUGGAAUCGAACCGAGAUCAUUAAAUUUCCGGUCAACGGAACUGAUUUAGUUGUACAAGAUUCCGUGGGAAAUACAGUUGAGUCACAAUAUAUAGAGAUGGAUAAUGUGACACAAAAUUUGAGAAACUUCUACACAAAGGCCUAUUUGGGGAUGUCACCCGAGCUAUUUCCGAGAUACUGGAUUUUGUUUCAGGUGACUUUGCCUCCUCUUGGUUGGAAUACCUAUUUCAUCUCUAAAUCAGGUAAAAAUGGAAAUGUUGGUACGUCAUCGGCUGGUUUUCAACAAAACGAGACAGUAGAAAUUGGCCCAGGAAACCUGAAACUGUCAUUCUCCUCAACAACUGGACAACUUAAAAGGAUGUUUAAUUCUAGGACUGGGGUUGACAUACCGGUUCAACAAAGCUAUCUAUGGUAUGGUUCAAGCAGUGGGGACACAUUAGAUUCUCAGGCUUCGGGGGCCUACAUCUUUCGGCCUAAUGGAGCCCCGCCUUCUAUUGUUUCUAGAUCGGUUCCAUUUAAAGUUAUCCAAGGGCCUUUAGUUGAUGAGAUUCAUCAGCAAUUCAGUUCAUGGAUUUAUCAGGUAGUCAGACUUUAUAAAGAUAAGGAGCAUGCUGAAGUGGAGUAUACAAUUGGUCCAAUUCCUAUUGAUGAUAGUGUAGGAAAAGAGAUCAUUACACAGAUCACCGCCAAUAUGGCAACAAACAAGGAGUUUUAUACAGACUCCAACGGAAGGGAUUUCUUGAAACGGGUUCGAGAUCAUAGGGAGGAUUGGUCACUUGAAGUUCAUCAACCAGUUGCAGGAAACUAUUAUCCUAUUAAUCUUGGAAUCUACACAAUGGACAAGGAUUCUGAAUUAUCCGUGUUGGUUGAUCGUGCUGCGGGUGGGGCCAGCAUUGAAGAUGGAGAAGUGGAGCUAAUGCUUCAUAGGAGGAUGCUUUCCGAUGAUUCGAGAGGUGUUGGCGAAGCUCUUGAUGAAACCGUCUGUGUUGGAGAUACUUGUGAAGGGCUUAGGGUUCGAGGAAACUAUUAUGUGAGCAUAAACAAAGUGGGUGACGGGGCAGAGUGGCGUCGAACAUUUGGGCAAGAAGUUUAUUCACCCAUAAUUCUUGCAUUCACGCAAGAGAAGAUUGAAGAUUGGAAAGCUUCCCAUAUUGUGAAGACCACAUUCAUGGAUCCAAACUACACCUUGCCUCAAAAUGUUGCCCUCAUUACUCUUCAGGAACUGGAAGAUGGAAGUGUUCUUCUCCGUUUGGCACAUCUCUAUGAGGCCGAAGAAGAUGGGCAGUAUUCUACCUUGGCUAAGGUAGAAUUGAAGAAGAUUUUUGCUGCAAAAACUAUAAAGAGGGUGAAGGAAAUGAGCUUGUCGGCAAACCAGGAGAAGUCACAGAUAAAGAAGAUGAAUUGGAAGGUUGAAGGAGAUAAAAGGGAAGCAGGCCCAGUUCGAGGAAGUCCUCUCGACCCAUCGUCCCUCAUUGUCGAGCUUGGACCCAUGGAGAUUCGAACUUUCCUUUUGGACUUGUAGAAAAUGCCAAACUCUUCAAGAACCAACAAUAGCCUUAACUCUGUUGUAAUGAUUAAUCAUCUUACUUCUAAAUGAUAAUAAUGGAAAAUCCUUCUAAUUUAAAUAUACAUGAAUCUUAAACUUUUUAAACUGU